This is a messenger RNA of Myxocyprinus asiaticus (Chinese sucker), 1650 nucleotides long. It is a transcript of the gene zpcx, whose product is annotated as zona pellucida protein C. NCBI's taxonomy places the organism in Eukaryota, Metazoa, Chordata, Actinopteri, Cypriniformes, Catostomidae. Gene Ontology annotation, biological process: egg coat formation; binding of sperm to zona pellucida; positive regulation of acrosome reaction. Gene Ontology annotation, cellular component: extracellular matrix. The coding region runs from base 1 to 1650 and encodes 549 amino acids. Gene Ontology annotation, molecular function: acrosin binding. The transcript is spliced from 6 exons. The record is from RefSeq and is a predicted model, not a curated record.
AUGGGGAUGGCAGGGUUUUUUGUUCUCUGUUGCACUAUUGUGGCUUUGGCUGAGCCUGUUACAUCUAAUGAAAAUGAUUUGAACGGGAUCUUUACAUCAUAUUCGCCAGGAGUUAUACAUGUGUCUGAUUUUCCUGUUAUGGAAGAUGGGUAUUUUAUUAAUGAAAUCCUCCAACCUCCUACUUUGGAUGAACUUGAAUCCAUGUUUGGAUCUGUGUUCCCAAUGCCAUAUGAAGUACAUGGUCAACUGGAGAGAAGCGGUGACUUUUCAAUAAGGAUCAUGACCUCAUCUUGGCGGGAUCUGGCAAAUACUAAUGUGUUCCACAAAGGAGAGCAGUUGUAUCUGCAGGUGUCUGCAUCACCAGGCCCUGGUCAACAACUUUAUGUCCUGUCCUGCCAUGCUUCUUCCUCUCCAGACCCAGCUGACAAGCCAGAAGUUGCCCUUAUUAUUAACAAAGGAUGUGUGGCCUCCAAAGAAUCUUUGGUGAAGUUUGUGUAUCGACGGAGUGACGUAGUCAAUUUGGUUCUUCGUACGUCCAGUUUAAAAUCUUCAAAGGUUUAUCUUCACUGCACAGUCUCCCUUUCUGAUUUGGGUCUGACCUCAAACACUAAAUUCUGCAACUAUAACAAGCUCAAAUCCAGAUGGGUUGACUUGGGUGGCAAAACCUCCGUGUGCGAGUGUUGUGAAAGAAGUUGUAGGAGCUUGUCUGAGCGUGGAGACCUGCUUGAAUUGACUGCAGUAGUAAGCACUGGCCUGCUGAUAAUUAAAGACCAACAAUCCGAGCCACAGGCCACACCACUGGUUCUGUCGGAAUACAGCACCUCAAAGUCCAGCCCUACGUCCAAAGACUUGUCUGAUAGAUGGAUCAUGGCAGGUACCUCAUUCUCCAAAAGCUCAGUGGAAAAUGUGGGCAGUGGCUCCCCCUUGCCUGUUCAGCCUGGCUUUGGAGGUGGUGUGAUGGUCAUCAGCCAGGGGCUGGGAGGUGCUUUAUCAAUGUGGCUACCAGAGCUUAUGGAGCUUCAGUUAAACCCAGUGAUGGACGUUGGAUUCAGUCAUGCAGAAAAUCCUGCAGUUGUUGCUAUUACCCUUCAAAGUGAUGACCCCUUCAGAAGGCAGAAACCAGAAUGGCAAAAUGCAAGAGACAAGCCUGUUGAUGGUCCACACCAAGAGUUUGCUGUGGAUGAAGUUAAUGAUGGUGCAAAAUACUGGUUGAGCAGGCAUGGCCAUGCAGAUGUUGCCCACUUGGGUAAGGUCGAGAGGCAACUUAUGAACAAAGAACAGGUUCAUCUAGAGCAGCCUCGACUGAAUUUUUCCCAGAGUUCAGACUUAUCAGAUGAACAAACACCUACAGAGAAGGUCAUUGAGGGCACCAAGGAUGAGGGAGAAGUAAUCUUCAGGCAGGCUGAGAUGGUCUUUAAAGGAGCCAAAUCAUCAGUGCCAUUUCUAUCUUCUAAACUGAGUCUAAAAGCAGCUGCAGAUGGUUCCAGUUCUCUCAGUUAUGAAGAACAGAAGAUGCCCAGUAUAAGUGACCGGCACAUUCGGACACCCGAACUGGAGCGGGAUGGUGAGAAGAGGCAAAAAGAUGAGAAAAUGGAGAAUGCUUCUAAAAUCAAAGACCUUGUUUCAUCACUGUUAGAUGGACUGAGGUGA